Crotalus tigris (Tiger rattlesnake) is the source of this 2637-nucleotide messenger RNA. It is a transcript of the gene LARP7, whose product is annotated as La ribonucleoprotein 7, transcriptional regulator. Gene Ontology annotation, molecular function: mRNA binding. Gene Ontology annotation, biological process: RNA processing. Gene Ontology annotation, cellular component: nucleus. Lineage: Eukaryota; Metazoa; Chordata; Lepidosauria; Squamata; Viperidae. The record is from RefSeq and is a predicted model, not a curated record. The transcript is spliced from 13 exons. Bases 300 to 2069 code for a protein of 589 amino acids.
GAAUGAGCCCUUUUAACCGUCGAGAUGGUUGCGCUGCUGACGUUAUCUGGAGGCGCGCUUGCAACGGGCUGUGGGGAACGGUGGCUCCAGUGCGUGAGGGCUGCUGCUGUGAUCUGCCUUCCGGCGGAGUAGCUCGAGGUGCCGUAGAAGGCUUUACCCGCAACCCGAAGAGUUGGUGAGAUUCUUAGGUUUAGACUUGGCACUCCUCGCUUAGUGUCAUCCGGAAACGUACUGUCGCUUCCGUCACUCGCAGACUAGAAGCCUCUGCCGGCUGCAGAGUCCGAUGACAGUGGGCUAGAAUGGAGACAGAAAAUAUAAGAAGCAAAAUUAUGGAGAAAGAAACUACUGAACAAAGAAAGGAACAAGAAAAAAAGAAAAGAACUAGAGUAAAGCAAGUGCUUUCAGAUAUAGCAAAGCAAGUUGACUUCUGGUUUGGUGAUGUUAAUCUUCACAAAGACAAAUUUCUGAGAGAACAAAUAGAAAAAUCUAGAGAUGGAUAUGUUGACAUAUCACUUCUGAUUUCUUUUAACAAAAUGAAAAAAUUAACCACUGACAGAAAAUUGAUAGCACGAGCAGUUAAAAGUUCAUCUGUUGUAGAAUUGGAUUUAGAAGGAACCAGGAUCAGAAGGCGGCAACCUUUGGGUGAUCAGCCAAAAGAUGUGGAUAAUCGUACUGUAUAUGUGGAAUUGCUUCCUAAAAAUGUCAAUCACAGUUGGAUUGAACGAGUAUUUGGAAAAUGUGGCAACGUAGUUUAUGUCAGCAUUCCUCGCUAUAAGACCUCCAAAGACCCUAAAGGAUUUGCAUUUGUGGAAUUUGAAACAAAAGAACAAGCUGAAAAAGCUAUAGAGUUCUUGAAUAAUCCACCAGAAGACGCUCCAAGAAAACCUGGUAUGUUUCCCAAAACAGUAAAAAACAAAGUUGUUCCCACAUUACCUACAAGUGAUUCUGCCGUAACUGAAGAAAAAAAGAAGAAGAAAAAGAAAAAAUCUAAAACAAAGAAGGAAAACAGCCAGCAGUCAAAUACUGGAGCAAAAGAUGUAUGCAUGGCCAGUUUUACAGAAUGCACCAAAAGUCAUAGGACGAUAUCAGAGAGUUCUGAAACAGAAUUGUCAGAAAUCCAACGACACUCUUCAAAGAAAGAAAAGAAGAAGCUUGAUAAAACACAAAGCUCAGGCCUAGGAGAAACUAGAUCAGGAAAGAGGAAACGGAAUCGCUCUGAUGAUGGAGAGAUGUCAAUUGUAAAAGUGAAGAAAAUUUCUCAGAAAGAUAAUGUUCACUCUGCAAAGGAGCUAUCAGCAGGGCUAGAGGAUUCCAAAGAAAUUUCUACUGAAGAAGAGAGAGAGAUUGGUGAUAAGAAAGAAACCUCUCUUUCAAAAUCUAAAAGAAAACACAAGAAGAAACAUAAAGAGAGACAUAAGAUGGGAGAAGAAGUUAUUCCACUGAGAGUUCUCUCAAAGAAUGAAUGGAUGCAGCUCAAGCAAGAGUAUUUGUCCCUGCAGAAAGCCAGUAUGUCAUCUCUGAAAAAAGCAAUGACCAAAGCAAACACAGUGACUGUUGGAACAAUGAAAAGAGAUGUCUGUAUGGCAGAUGAUUCUGCAACAAGAAAUGGCAAAUGUAUCGGCAAUAAUGAUUUAGCUCCUGUUGAAAAGAUUCAUCCAAUGGGACCUCAGUUUGAGAGUGGAGUGAUUGUGAAAAUCCUUAGCACUGAUCCACUGCCAGGCAGGAAGCACAUCAAGGACAUGCUGACAACACUAGCUGAUGUUGCUUAUGUUGAUCUGCUGGAAGGAGAUACAGAAUGUCAUGUACGGCUUAAAACACCUGGAGAGGCACAAAUUUUAAUAAACUCACAUAAAGAACUGCAGACAAAGAACAACUGGAAACUUGAGAUUCUUACAGGUGAUCAUGAACAAAGAUACUGGCAGAAGAUCUUGGUGGACCGACAAGCUAAACUAAAUCAACCUAGAGAAAAGAAGCGGGGCACAGAAAAACUGAUAGCAAAAGCGGAAAAAAUGAGACUGGCAAAGACUCAAGAGAUAAGCAAGCAUAUCCGUUUCUCUGAGGAUGAGUAAAUUUAUGACUUACGUGAAAUGCUUAUGAAGAGAGGAAAUAAAUUUAUGACAGAGUAUCUCAUUGUUUCAUAAUGCAAUCAGACAAAUAAAAUUGUGCUGACUUUGGUAAAAUGGAAUACUACUUGAGCCUGUUAUGGAAGAAAUACAUUGAACAAGCUCUUGUAUGUAUUUUUGCACAAAUAUUUAGUACUCUGAAUUUUUAUAUGCUGUUGUAAGAAUGAAAUAAAAAACUGAAACAUUGUUUCUUAAAAUAAAUAGGAAUGAGAGAUCCUAAAAUUCAUUCUAAAUGAUUGUUAAAAGUGGAAAUUUUUCUUGCUUUCUGAUGAGGGGGGAGAGGAGAAAUUAGUGAUGCAGGUAUCGCCGUGUACUCUAUUAAAGAAAACCUAAAUUGUAGAAUCAAAAUUAAGUUUUAUAUUAUCAGUCUUAUUACACUUGCAGUAUCAAAAUUACUUGCACUAGAUUAAGAAGCAUGGAUUUAGCACCAUAUUUUCUGUUUGUAACCCAAAAUAAUUCUUCAAUAUUGGUAUAUAAUAAAGGACCUGUGAAGCUCUAUUGCAUAAUAAGCAAA